Pangasianodon hypophthalmus (striped catfish) is the source of this 3421-nucleotide messenger RNA. RefSeq names its product nuclear receptor coactivator 7 (gene ncoa7a). The transcript has 7 exons. The record is from RefSeq and is a predicted model, not a curated record. Gene Ontology annotation, cellular component: nucleus. Gene Ontology annotation, biological process: response to oxidative stress; regulation of transcription by RNA polymerase II. Bases 1812 to 2510 code for a protein of 232 amino acids. Lineage: Eukaryota; Metazoa; Chordata; Actinopteri; Siluriformes; Pangasiidae.
CUGUACACUUUCUUCGUUCAGUGGUCUCCAAACAUGUACAGCAACCGCCGCAGGAAACGCAGCAUCUUAUUGGUCGAUGAGGAAAAACUCGCUGUGAUUGACAGCUUGCUGAGAGAUCCGGAUCCUGAACACUGGAAUAGCUGAGACUGGAUUCAGGCGCUCAGGCUAAUCCCAGACCCCGGAUAAAAGCUGCGGAAAAGUAGUUUCGUGGAAAUGAUUGGACAUUAAAUGAUGUGGAAAAACAUUAUAUAUUUUAUGUAUUAUUUUAUUAGCUAUUUUGGCUUUAAAUUUAUUCUCUGCACUGUUAGCUUCUUUAUUAAACAUCACACUUUCCUUUUCCAUCAUGCAGUAAAUAACAUUUAACUAAAUAAAUAGAUAAAUAAAGUGACACUACAGAACAGUUUUAAACAUUUUAAAAGGUCGGGAAUUGUUUCUAGGCAGAAAGCGUGAGAAGUGUGUUGUAUUAUUUUGCUACUUGAGAGAGAACAGAUGUUAAAUUAGUCCAGCUGUUGCUGUAGAAAUCAUAUUCAUUAAGUAAGAAAUAACACACUUUAGGCUAUUAUACAAAAAUAAUCCACACAGGCGUGGCGUGAAGCGGAGUUACUGUUCCCACCAUGACGUUGAUUAUUUUCCUACAACUGCAUGAUCUGAAGUGUUUUAUUCCUCUUAUAUCACAACAAUUACAAAUUUUAAUUUAUUAAUGAACGACACAUCACACUUUUUAUCCAUUUAUAGUUACAUUUAAUGUUGUGCAACAUCAGUGAAAGAAGUUAUUUCCUGUUGUCACUAAAAUAAACAGUCGUUCCCUCUCUUUAUUCUCUCUCUUCAAGUUAAUAAGACAGAAAAAUGCAGCUUGUUACGUUACUGAGAAACCGCAAAGAAGCGUAAACUCCUCUGUCCUGAAGCUUUACCUCUGACUGUUCCAAAGCGCUGACACUGGAGACUCCUUCCAUACAUGUUACACAGUUUAUUCUCCUUGCAGAAAGUUUCAGCAUAUCAAUGAUGUUUUUUAAUCUGUUUAUUAUCAGUGGAGCGUCUGCUGUACGAGUCCCUGUGAGUGAGCCGUUACUAUAGAAACAGUAACGUAUGAGAACAGGUGCAUUAAUAUAAACCAGUUGUUCAUGUUACAGCUGGAACUGCUGUCCGAGUCGCGCGGUUGUACAGAAAUAGUGCACAGCUUCUGACCAAUCAGAUCUGAGAAGUCAACGGCGCUGUGGUGUUCAGUUGAAUGCUAACAUUAACUCUAGCCUCUCUCACGCGUCUCUGCUGCACACCGGCGUGUGUGUGACAUUAGAAAUAACAAUAACACACAGUCUGUUGGAUUUCUGUACACAACUCUGACUUUAGGCUUUGAUAUUUUAUCACACGUGAUUCUCAUGAAACCACAUCACACCACAAUUUUGCACUUCUACCGCUCCUGAUAUCAAACAUACACACUAAUCACUAACACACUCCACUUUCACUGAAUCAACCUACAGGUGCCAAAACUUAUUCACCCCACGGCUCCUUAGAAUGCCUUUUCCGUUGCAUUGUUCAGUUUCGUUUCCUCUCUGUGGGCUCGGGGUGUUCCAGCCAGUUACUGUAAAUCACACAAACCCAUCAGACAGCUAACACCACACACAGAGGAGGGGAAAAAACACACAGGGAAAAAAUCCAGCCAAUGAAAGUGAAUGUGGGCGGAAGGGUAUAAAGAGCAGAGACGUUGACAUUUCAUUCACACAACCAAAACCCUGCGGCACUAAACACACACUCACACACUCACACACACUCAUACACUCACAUAUACCCACACUGUAGUGUAUUAUACUAAUAUGUUACUGAAAAACAGAGUCAGUAUGAGAGAGAGAACAGAGGAGAACGUAAAGAUCCUGUUCUUCUGCAGAGGCUGUGAGGAACCUUACGUACAGAUCAUCACGGUGAGGAAGGGGAAGCGUUCUCAGAGUGUGUGCAGCUCUCCGAGUGGGUCAACCUCCGAGGACGAGGACGCUGAGGACACACUUCCUGUGCUGCAGCAGGACAGUCACAUCCUCAGGGAGCAUCACAUAGAGAAGUUAGCUCCACAUCUCCCAGCUCGUGUUCAGUGCUCUACCUGGCAGCUGGUUUACAGCACCGAGAUUCACGGCACCAGUCUGAAAACUCUGUACAGAAAAACAGCAGAAAUCCAACAACCGGUACUGCUGCUGAUACAGGACACACACAACCAGGUAUUCGGGGCGUUUUCCUCCGACUCGUUCAGAGUGAGUGAUUGCUGCUACGGAACUGGAGAGACGUUCCUCUACACAUUCAGCCCUGAGUUUAAGAUGUUCCGAUGGAGUGGAGAGAACUCGUACUUUGUGAGAGGAUUCCUCGACUGUCUGCAGCUCGGAGCAGGAGGAGGGCCGUUCGGGUUGUGGUUAGACUCAGAUCUUCUCCGAGGCUCGACGUUUUCCUGUAACACGUUCCGUAACGCUCCUCUGUCUCCACAUCACGACUUCAGCGUGCGAGCGCUCGAGGUUUGGAGCUUCCAGUGAACACGAGAACCCACGAGAGAACCCCAUCCUGAGAGUGUCCAUAUCACUCUUACACACACACACACACACACACACACAAUUUACACACACACACACACACAAUUUACACACGCACAAUUUACACACACACACACACACACACACACUUUAUGCAAGCACACACACACACAAUUUACACACGCACAAUUUACACACACACACACACACACACACACACACUUUAUGCAAGCACACACACACACAAUUUACACACGCACAAUUUACACACACACACACACACACACAAUUUACAGAUGCACAAUUUACACACACGCACGCACACACAAUUUACACACGCACAAUUUACACACACACAAUUUACACACGCACAAUUUACACACACACACACAUACACAAUUUACACACGCGAACACACACAUGCACAAUUUACAGACACACACACACAUACACACAAUUUACACACACACACACAAUUUACACAUGCGCACACACACAUGCACAAUUUACAGACACACACACACACACAAUUUACACAUGCGCACACACACAUGCACAAUUUACAGACACACACACAUACACACACACACACACUCGCACACACAUAUGGUGACUGUGCAGAUCAUACACGUUCUGAUGGUUCUCCUUUACUUUACAGUUUCCUAUCACACUAAUGUAUGUGUCUGUGUGUGUGUGUGUGUGUGUGUGUGUGUCUGUGUGUGUGUGUGUGUGUGUGAAAUAUCAGUGUGUAAGAAAAACAAGUGAAAAUACUAUUAAAUAAUAAAAUUGUAUAUAGUUUUAUAUUUAAAUUUUUUUACAUAUUGUUAAAUUAUGGUUUUGUACUGCAGUGUGUGUUUUAUCUCAGUGCUGGCGCUGAGUCUUUAACUCCAAUAAAUACGUUUUUAUUUGGUGAA